Messenger RNA from Zophobas morio, 1189 nucleotides. RefSeq lists its product as uncharacterized. Bases 67 to 1128 code for a protein of 353 amino acids. The transcript is spliced from 2 exons. The record is from RefSeq and is a predicted model, not a curated record. Lineage: Eukaryota; Metazoa; Arthropoda; Insecta; Coleoptera; Tenebrionidae.
UUAAGUAGAAGGUAUGCAUGUAUAAAACAAAAUUAUGAGCUGCUUUGUUCCUCAUUGUCGAACGAAAUGGCUCUGAAACAUCAUAAUAUCAUACUCCUUGUAGCACUUACUCUCUGGAGUGCUGACCCUUCAACAUGUAGAGGCUUAGAAAAACCUGUUGAUGUAAACAAUAUAAAUGCAUUAUUGAACAACCCGAACGUAAAGAACGGCAUUUUGAAUGCUGUUUUACAAAAUCAAGGAACUUCAGCCGACAGAAUUCAAGAUAUUAUUAACGCCGCCGAUGGAAAUUUGGAUCAAGCAGUUAGCGGUAUUAAUUCAGAGCUCAAUGCAAACGUUUUAAAUAUUAACGGAGAGGCAGUAACUAUAAAUUCUGCUGCUUUAGGGGGGCUUUUGAAAAGUGCCGUUCAAGCUUCAGUACAAAAGAAACUAUCAAAUGCGCCUGAAUUAGCCGCAGCCUUACAGAGCAGCAUUGAUCAACAGAUCAGCGCAGGAGCAGAUCAGUUUAACGCAGUUGUUGAACUAAGUGCAAUUCCUAUAGAUGUCGCUCAGCAAUCUUUGAGCGUAGAUAGAAGGAAGAGAAGUUUAGACGCGAAAACAUUUGAUCUUGGUCAAAUUGUAUCUGAUUUGGUGUUUAGUAUCCUUCAGACUCAGCUAGGGCCUAUCAUCAAUGGAGUGCUAGACAACGUUAAGGAAAUUUUAAAUGGUCUUUUAAUCGUAACGGGAUCUGGUGAUCCUAUUCUGGAUUUCUUAUCAGGACUUCUGAAUUUCGUAGUUAAAGGGUUAAUUCAAGUGAUAACAAGUAUUCAGCAAACUUUAACUCCAGCUGCAACAAGUUCGUCCACUGCCGCUGAAGCAAGGAGGAAGCGAGAUCUUAUUGGUGACAUAACAAAUGGUAUUGGGGACGUUGUCAAUGGCGUUACCAAUGGAGGGGGACUCUUGGACGGAAUUGUCGGUCCAGUUAUUGCGUUUUUAGCUAACAUUCUGACCCCAGUGAACAAUCUUCUAAAAAGUCUUGUAGCGGGACUUGGAGGGCUACUGCAACCUAUACUAGGGGAUACUCUUCUUACGCCUAUUACGAAUGUCAUAAAUGCUAUAAUUGAUUUGUUAAUACCAGCAAAUCAAGCGUAAUUUUUGAUAUCAUUAGGAAUGUUAUAAGAAAAGGAAUCUUUUAAUAAAUAUAUCGCAUUCA